Messenger RNA from Fusarium venenatum, 876 nucleotides. RefSeq lists its product as uncharacterized. The record is from RefSeq and is a predicted model, not a curated record. NCBI's taxonomy places the organism in Eukaryota, Fungi, Ascomycota, Sordariomycetes, Hypocreales, Nectriaceae.
AUGGCCGCUCCAAUUCGAUCCACUAUAGGCCGCUCCGGCCGGCCUUGUGUUGCCUCUAUUCGCAACCUCUCCAACGCCCAUCCAGCAAAGGCACAGGUCCAGCCCAUAACUGUUCGUGAGCCAAACAUUUCUUCGCCAACUUCCGAUGCUAGCCAACACACGAAUUGUAUAAGGCGAAAUGCCUUGUCAACAACAUAUUUUGAUGCGACAGGCAUCCGGUUUGUUGGAUCUGGCAAUGACGGGUCAAAGGAUCCCAAUAAGGCAAAGCUAGGUAAAACUUUGCGAGUUCUUCAGGAAAGAUUACCGACCCUGCUUCUGCACCCUCUACCGCACGACAUCCUUGCGCCAAACAUCGCCCUUCAUCUCUUCCCUUCGACACACCCUCACUUACCGACCGUCUCCGGUCGAGUCGCCUACAAUGCCGCUCUCUGGACCUCACCUCUAGCUUGGAACCGUGUUCCCAUCCUCGGCAACGUUUGUAUCGAGGUUCUUGCAGAGCGCAUGACAACCGAGCCCCUCACGUUCCUACCCCGCCGUGCUGGAGCUAUACCAGAGCAGCUUGUUGUCCGCUGGUGCGAGAAGCGAAAGGGCUCUUACACUUCUAGCCCUUUGAAUCGUGGCGUCAUUGCACGCUCGCUACCGUUUGGUCGAGGAGUCGAUCCAGACAAGGCCUUCACAGGACUAUUUGUCUUCGAUUUCGAUUCCGAGGGACGAAUUCUGAGCCACACGAUUGAACAGGCGCAAGCAGGUGGCGAUUGGGAAGCUGGAGUUGGUGCAAAGGUCGUUGGCCUAACCGAUUGGCUUCUUGGGGGAUGCAAGGAUCCCGGUACUCCCAUACCAAUGUUUGAGCGAGUACGAAGACGACGGUCCAUCUAA